AUGGAAAAAAAGUUCGUUCGGGAGUUUGUGCUCUUAAAGGAGCUUAAAGAUUUGCCCUCGGAUUCAAGGCCAGUGAAUGCAUCUGAGAGUAACAUUAAGCCAAUGACAAUAUUAUUGGAAAUUACCGUCGAUAACCAGAAGGUUCAAAUGAAAAUGACAGAAAAGGACGAAGGGUCGAUGGAUGAGACAGAGGAAGACCGGUCGAUGGACGAGAAAAAGGACGAAGGGUCGAUGGACGAGAAAAAGGACGAAGGGUCGAUGGACGAGAAAAAGGACGAAGGGUCGAUGGACGAGAAAAAGGACGAAGGGUCGAUGGACGAGAAAAAGGACGAAGGGUCGAUGGACGAGAAAAAGGACGAAGGGAUGGACGAUGACAGGGUCGAUGGACGAGACAAAGGACGAAGGGCCUUCGAAGGACGAGAAAGGACGAAAUGGACGAGACCGAAGAAGGGUCGAUGGACGAGAAAAAGGACGAAGGGUCGAUGGACGAGGAAAAAGGACGAAGGGUCGAUGGACGAGAAAAGGACGAAGGGUCGAUGGACGAGACAAAAAAAGGACGAAGUGGCCUGGAUGGACGAAAGUAAGCACGUCCGCCGAAGCGGGCUGGAUAAGACGUAG
Homarus americanus (American lobster) is the source of this 618-nucleotide messenger RNA. Its product is annotated as neurofilament medium polypeptide-like. The record is from RefSeq and is a predicted model, not a curated record. Lineage: Eukaryota; Metazoa; Arthropoda; Malacostraca; Decapoda; Nephropidae. Bases 1 to 618 code for a protein of 205 amino acids. The transcript has a single exon.